Messenger RNA from Nothoprocta perdicaria, 2162 nucleotides. It is a transcript of the gene SLC19A1, whose product is annotated as solute carrier family 19 member 1. Bases 187 to 1629 code for a protein of 480 amino acids. Gene Ontology annotation, biological process: folate transmembrane transport. Lineage: Eukaryota; Metazoa; Chordata; Aves; Tinamiformes; Tinamidae. The transcript has 6 exons. The record is from RefSeq and is a predicted model, not a curated record. Gene Ontology annotation, molecular function: folic acid binding; folate:monoatomic anion antiporter activity. Gene Ontology annotation, cellular component: basolateral plasma membrane; apical plasma membrane; plasma membrane.
ACGCUAACACUGCCGAGUCCUGGCUUUAGGAACAGCUGCCUUGCGGAAGCUGCGGCGGCGUGCACGUCCAUGUGUCGGCAAGUGCCUGCAGCCGCCGAGGAGCUGCCUGGCCCAGCAGAGCCCAUUUGUCURCCGGUGCCUUGGAGAAAACCGCUGUCCCGCUGAAGGGCUGCUGGCAGAAGCACCAUGUCCAAGGAUGAGGGUGCAAAGAAGCCUGCGGAAGAGGCAGCGCCGGAGCAGCGCUGGAAGCUCCAGGUCUUCUAUCUGUGCUUCUAUGGGUUCAUGACGCAGAUUCGGCCUGGAGAAAGUUUCAUCACUCCCUACCUGCUGGGCCCUGACAAGAACUUCACAGAGGUGGAGGUGACCAACGUGAUCACGCCGGUGCUGACGUACUCCUACACGGCCGUGCUGGUGCCCAUCUUCCUGCUGACGGACUAUCUGCGCUACAAGCCCGUGCUGCUGCUACAGAGCCUAAGCCACAUCUCCAUCUGGCUGCUCCUCAUUCUGGGCGUCUCUGUCCUGGCCAUGCAGUUCAUGGAGUUCUUCUACGGCGUCACCAUGGCUGCCCGCAUCGCUUACUCCUCCUACAUCUUCUCCCUCGUCACGCCGGCUCGCUACCAGCGCAUGGCCAGCUACUCCCGCUCCUCUGUUCUCAUGGGUGUCUUUACCAGCUCAGUGCUGGGGCAGCUCUGUGUCACGCUGGGUGACGUCUCCUUCCUCACGCUCAACUAUAUCUCCCUAGGCUUCAUGAGCUUUGGCCUAAUCCUCACGCUCUUCCUGGAGCGGCCCAAGCGCAGUCUGUUCUUCAACCGGGCAGAUGCAGCUUGCAAUGGAGCUGCACCAACAGAGCUGGACAAGAUGGCUCAGGAGAGUGGUGAGGGGAGGUGGCGCUGGCACGAUGUGCUCCUGUGCCGCAUGCUGCGGGAGGUGGGCUUGGUGGCCAAGCAGCCGCAGCUCCGGCUCUGGUCCCUUUGGUGGAUCUUCAACUCAGCUGGCUACUACUUGAUACUGUACUAUGUGCAGAUCCUCUGGAACGAGAUCUACCCUGCCAGGGACAACCGCAGGGUCUACAAUGGAGGGGUGGACGCCGCCUCCACGUUGCUGGGAGCAAUCGCCUCCUUCGCAGCUGGCUACCUGAAGAUUCGCUGGACGCUGUGGUCGGAGCUGGUGAUUGGGGCUGUGACAGCCUUCCAGGCAGGUCUGCUCUUGCUCAUGAACACUACCAGCACCAUCUGGCUGUGCUACGCUGCCUACGUGUUUUUCCGGGGAUCGUACCAGUUCCUGGUGCCCAUCGCCAUUUUCCGGAUUGCUACCUCCCUUUCCAAAGAGCUUUGUGCCCUGGUUUUUGGGGUCAACACCUUCUUCGCCACUAUCCUGAAGACCAUCAUCACCAUUAUCGUGGCUGACAAGAGGGGCUUGGGCCUCUCUGUGCAUCCUCAGUUUUACGUGUACUUCGGCUACUUCGCRCUGCUGGCCGUGGCCUACCUGCUGGGAGCCAUCAGCACGGGCAUCCAGCACCGCCGCCAGAAGCAGCCYGCGGAGCUGGCCUUCACCAAGGAGCUGCCGCAGCCGCCCGCGGACGGGCCGGAGAAGGAGAGGAGCUCCGAGGCAGGAACCGUGCAAGGCUGAACGCUAGCCCCGCGUCCCCACGGUGCCUGGCCGGCCGUGGUGCGCAGGACGGCUGCACAGCGUGGUGAUUCCCUCAGAGGAGCAAUAGGCCCCAGGCCCUGUUGCUAACCCAGCCCCGCUCACCAGCAGGGCUCAGAGCCCAUGGCUGGUUCCUUGCCCCUCCAUGGGGGCUCACUGUCCCACAAAGUGGGUCACGGCUCUCAAUAAAUGACUAUCACUACUCCAUGAUGUGCUUCAUCUCCCAUCUGUCCAACCCACCAGCAGCCCCAUCACUGUCCUGUGGAGAAGAUACCUGCUGUGAUCUCCUGCACCCAUCUCUCCAUCAAUGCUUGGAAAGAGUCCCCAUCCAGCACAGAUUUGGGGUCUCCUAGGAGGUGGGUGGACCUGACAGUACAAAUCUAACACAGAGUCACCAACCUGCACCAGGGCUUGUUCCUUUGCUCCCUUCUUGGACCUGGACACAUUAAAUACAAGCAAGGCAGAGACAGAAUGCCCAAGGCAGCAUCAAAACUGAAACCAGAGCUAAUUCCAGG